AAAGGUCUAUAUAUAGAUAUUUAUGCAACUAGAAAAUAAAAAGUGUGUUAAGGCAGUAAAAAAAUGAGCUCCAGUUAAUGGAUUGAACACAUUAGAAUAGUAGCACCCUUUUCUUUUCUGGUUUUUCCUUUUUUUUAUUUUUAACUAAGAAAUCAGUGCAGCUGUUGUUGCAGGAAUUUAAUUGUGAAUUGCUUGAAAAUGUUGAAUCCAAGGAUAAAAAAAAUUUUACAAGAGUAAUUGGUGUUGAUAAUGUGUUACAAACUUGAAUUUAUAACCAACAACAAUAUAAAAUGAAGAAGGGGGAAUAGACAAGUAUUCUUAUUUAGUAGCCAUUACAAUCAGUAGUGGCAUGCUUAUAUGUAACUGAUAAUGAGGUGUAAUAUCAUGAAUAUAGGAUAAACGGAGGGAGUCUAGGUCUAGGAUAAAUUUGGUAAUUACAUAUAUAUUUGUAUAUAACAUGUCUUAUAUUGUAUUUUACAAUGAGUACUAAUAAUAAGCAUAGUUGGUUUUGAAAAUUGAAGAUUACCCACUCACUCGUAUAAUGAAUUGAAUUGAGGGAAGAAAAAAAAUCAAUGAAUCAUAAAUCGUGGGUCGAUAGUGUAAAAGGAAGGGAAGUGGAGAUGAAGAAGGGAGGACAUCCAGGGGGCUUUAGUAUUGACAACAUUAGCAGUAACAACAAGAGGAAAAUCCAUGAUGAAAUACUGGAGGAGGGUCUCCCCGUCCCAAAACAUGUUUGUUUGGAUAACAAAGAUCAUCGUCCACUCUUCCAAAUCCAAGAUACCACCACCACCACCUGCUUCAUGUCCCAAUCUUAUGAUUCGAAACAUGAUCAUGAUGUUUCUUCCUCCUCAUCUGUUAAUUGGAGUGGUGCCACAACACUACCAGAUUCUGUUUAUCAAUUUGAUUACCCCUCUCCAAGUUUUGACCAAGAGUCACCAUUGGAUUGUGUGAUGAGUAUCCCCGAAUACUACAAAACCAGCCACCAAAUACAGGAUCAUGGAGAUGGAGAUGGAGGUUUGAUGUUUUGCUCAAAUGCUGGUGAAGAAGCCUCUUCAACUAAUUAUGUACUUUCUUCAGGAAGAUGGAAUGUCGUCAACAACCAAGAUACUGAACAAAUAGGUGAGAAGCUGACGAUUGAUAAAGAGUUUGAGCAAUAUUUUUCGAUGCUUAUGCUAUAGCAUAGUUGAUCAAGUACGAACCAGCGAUAAUAAAUGUAUAUAAGUGUUGCCUUUGUCAUAUGUAAAAUCUUGCAAACAAUGAACAAAUUUAUCUUUGGGUUAUGAUUGUUUCCUGAAAGCAAUCUAUGUGAAAGGUAUAUAUAACUUGAUGGAUGAUGGAAAUAUCAGAACGGAUCACAGUUGUUUAAAAUGUCUCAAUGAUGCCAUCACAGCGCUUUAUAACAUAAAUAUCGAGUUUUUGAUUCUUCUA
Erigeron canadensis is the source of this 1428-nucleotide messenger RNA. Its product is annotated as protein FAR-RED-ELONGATED HYPOCOTYL 1-LIKE-like. The record is from RefSeq and is a predicted model, not a curated record. Gene Ontology annotation, biological process: response to red or far red light. The transcript has 3 exons. Bases 573 to 1178 code for a protein of 201 amino acids. NCBI's taxonomy places the organism in Eukaryota, Viridiplantae, Streptophyta, Magnoliopsida, Asterales, Asteraceae.